UGUCUAUCAGUUGUCGAAAUCAUAUCAACAACAGUUUACAGUGUUAUUAGAUCGAAAUCGAUAUUCUUGGAGAACGCAGCCAACAAAAUGAGGUCGUUAGUUUUUGCGUUGCUCGUAGCGGCGAUACAAGGCGGAUCAACUGCGCAGACGGAAAAUCCUUGUCAGGGGAUUCUCAGUGGCAUAUUGGUGAGUCCGGAUGUGUGCUACGAGUUCAUUGUGUGUUACUUGGAAGAAGCUGAAAUCGUGAAUUGUCCGGAGGGCACGAUAUUUUCCACGGAUCUUGUGACAUGUGUCCCAGGCAAUCAGCAAACAUGUGUGGAAGGAUUUCCUGAGGAUCCUGAAGAAGAUAAUCCAUGUAGAGGAGUGGUGCUGAGUAGAUUUCCUCAUCCGGAGAGCUGCACAAAGUUUAACAGUUGCUUGUUGGGAAGUUUGAGGGAGCAUACCUGUCGAGACGGAUUUGUGUUCUCACGGAGAUUCUUCAUUUGCUUGCCGGGUGAUUCGGAGACUUGUAAUGUGCAGAUUUUACCAACGACAACAACUCCUGCACCCGGAACUAUAAACCAAGUACCUAUUGAGUAUUGCGUAACAAACAGUAGAUCCUUCGGACGGUUGCCACACCCACGGCUUUGUACGCACUUCGUCCGGUGCCAGCUUUGGAUUCCUACAGUGCAAGCAUGUCCCAGCUGGACAGUAUUUAACGAGAGGCUACGUAUCUGCAUUCCGGGUAAUCCCAAUACCUGCGCUACGUUGAUUAAUCCGGAGGGUACCACAACUACCACAUUGGCUCCGAUAACGAACGAAAUUUGCGAAGGAAGGUUGUUGGGGUUGAUACCUCAUCCACACUUCUGCUACAUGUACAUAAGCUGCCGGCUGGGAGUAGCCACGGAGCACGAAUGCCCUCGAUUGCAUGUGUUCUCCGAGCAACUCUCGAUAUGUCUACCGGGAAACCAAAGCACAUGCACAAUAAUAGGGCAGGACUGAAGAUGCACGUGGAGCCAUCUCGAAUAUUGAUAAUUUGUUAACUGUGAUAGGUAGUAAGAACCUUAGAAACUAAGUUAGUGAGAUCGAAUAAAAACUAUAGUAUAUAAUACCGUGAA
Molecule: messenger RNA, 1097 nt
Organism: Aedes albopictus (Asian tiger mosquito)
Lineage: Eukaryota; Metazoa; Arthropoda; Insecta; Diptera; Culicidae
Exons: 1
Coding region: 88-981 (297 amino acids)
Cellular component (GO): extracellular region
Molecular function (GO): chitin binding
Source: RefSeq, a predicted model, not a curated record